AGUUGUACCAGACUCGACUAUUUCAAAUUAUAGAGAUUUCGGGUGUGUUUAUGCCAGUUAAUCAAGAUGAUCAUCUCCCGUAAUCCUCGGAGUCUCUAUCGUUAUUCCCGCUCUCGUCUCUCCCCUGCAUCUCCUCCUCCGCCUAAUGGAGCUCAUACCGUACUCCUCUUCUCCAAACCCCAAGCCCAUGUCUAACUCCGUCAGCCCCCCAUGGUCGGAGAUGUUCCAUUCCGCCUCCCUCCGCCGACCGCCGGACUCCAUCCCCUCCUCACGGCAGCCCUCCCCUCCCCCACGCCAACCCUCCGCAGCCGGAGCAUGCACCACCGCUUGCUCCUCUUCUGUGAGCGAGGUUCGCCUCGCCCUCUACAUAUCGAUGGCCCACGCAGGCCUUGCCUUCUCGCUCCUCCUCCUGUACGGUCUCUACCGUCUUCUUCACGACUUCAUCCGGCCGCUCCAAUGGGCUCUUCUCUGUUCUAUCCCCCUCCGCGAGAUCCAGGAUGCGCUUUUCUCCUUCUGGUCCGAUCCACUCCGCCUAGGCUUCGUACCGACCCUCCUCGCUGCCCCCGCUGCCGUAUUCCGCGCCUCCGCCGACACUCUCUCCGACGUCCGCUCACUCCUCUUCCGCCGCCCACUCAACAGCCGAUUCGAUUUUAAUCGCCUCCUUCGCUGGCUCGCCUGCUUCUGGCUCUUCCUCGUGUCCUUCGAGCGGCUCGGUCCUGUUUCGCUUGUUCUUCUUACCGCCGGACUCUUACUGGCAGGCCCUACGGCCUCCGCUGUUCGCUACGCUAGCUUCAGUGCGAGCCGGCAGUCCAAGCACAGGUCUGUCUUCUUCACCGCAUACAUACUUAGAAACCUGAAAACCAUCAUCGCGAUUGGGCUGAUCGCUGGGAUGAUCCUAGGGUUCAUCGCUGGGAGUGUUUUCUUUUCGUAUAAGAUUGGGCUGGAGGGAAAGGAUGCUGUUAUGUCCAUUAAAUCCCACAUGGAGAAUAGCAACUAUGCUGAAAAAAUCGGAUUCAAGCAGUGGAUUGACGAGAACGAUGUACCAGGUAUUGUGGAUAAAUAUUCGGCUCAAUUGUAUGAGACUGUAUGGGAACAUCUAGAUCAUCUGGGAGCGCAGUAUAAUAUGACAGAGUUUGUCAAUGGGCUGCGACAUUUUAUUAUUUCUAAGCCAGGGAAUCUAUCUGAAGAUUUAUCAACAUCACUGGCAGGCCCUUCGCCGCACCCUUACACUUUACAGUUCCACACGUUGAGCGUUCACACGAAGAAUCGGGAGUUUGGAGCAAUCUAUUCAGAUCUGGUUUCCAUCUUCCAGGAACUGAUGGCCACUAGGGUGGACUUGAUUGAGAAGGCUAAGGGGUUUGCUUUCCAGGGCAUGGAAGUGGCAAAACAGGUGUUGGCUAGUGGCACCUCUGUUCUUGGAGGGAGUGCAAGCUUGGUGUUUUCUGUUAUUCUGGCAAUUGUCUCUGGUGCAGCAGAAGUUUUGAAUUUUGUCUCCCAGUUGAUGGUUUUUCUUUGGGUUUUGUACUAUUUCAUCACCUCAGAGUCUGGUGGGGUGACUGAGCAAGUCAUGGGCUUGAUUCCUAUCUCAAAAACAGCAAGAGAUAGAUGUGUUGAGGUGAUCAACCAUGCAAUUAGUAGUGUUCUCUUGGUCACUGUGAAGAUUGCAAUCUUUCAAGGUUGCCUCACUUGGCUUCUUUUCCGCUUCUUUUCUAUACAUUUUGUGUACAUGUCGACACUGUUAGCAUUCAUUAGUGCAUUGCUUCCAUUAUUGCCACCUUGGAUAUCAUCAAUUGUUGCCGCUGUAGAGCUCUUAAUGGAAGGGAGGUAUAUCUGGGCUGUUGGAUUGACAGUGGUGCACCUUAUGCUACUGGAUUAUGGAACUUCAGUCAUUCAGGAGGAUAUUCCCGGAUAUAAUGCUUAUCUUACCGGUCUCAGCAUCCUUGGUGGCAUGACAUUGUUCCCCAAUGCUUUAGAGGGAGCAAUAAUGGGCCCUUUGUUAAUGACUAUUGUCAUUGCUUUGAAGAACUUGUAUGCUGAAUUUGUGCUGGAUAAUACAGAAGAAAACAAAAAAAAGUGACGGUGAUUUAUAUUUUUUGCAGCUGCUGUUAAUCUUUAAGGAAAUCAGCUUGGUGAGGUUUUAGUAAACAACUUUCUCUUCCCUGUUGAAAAGCUAAUGCUAUUUACUAAUUUAAAUUAUACAUAUUGUUUUGUAUGAUAAUGAGCUACAUUUUAUAGGGCUUGGAUUUUGUAUCAUACAGUUAUUUCUUUCAUGUUCUUUGCAAGCUUGGGCAAAAAUUGUUGAUUUUGUGUUGUGUGAAUAAGUCUGUAACUUGUAAUCAGGAACUUUAGUGGAAGUUGUGCCCUUCACGUUUAUGGUUUUAUCUUCAGAAAUAUUCUUAUGGAAUUGUAACUUGAAGGAUUGUAUUGAGUUUUUUCUCUGCAAAUUA
This is a messenger RNA of Phalaenopsis equestris, 2447 nucleotides long. RefSeq names its product transmembrane protein 245. The transcript has 2 exons. Lineage: Eukaryota; Viridiplantae; Streptophyta; Magnoliopsida; Asparagales; Orchidaceae. The record is from RefSeq and is a predicted model, not a curated record. Bases 146 to 2077 code for a protein of 643 amino acids.